Molecule: messenger RNA, 660 nt
Organism: Caenorhabditis briggsae
Lineage: Eukaryota; Metazoa; Nematoda; Chromadorea; Rhabditida; Rhabditidae
Exons: 2
Coding region: 1-660 (219 amino acids)
Biological process (GO): DNA-templated DNA replication; double-strand break repair via break-induced replication
Cellular component (GO): GINS complex
Source: RefSeq, a predicted model, not a curated record
AUGAACAUUGACGACAGCGCCGCCGAUGACGUCGAUUUUGAAGAGAGUAUCACACUAGAAGAGGUGAUUCGGAAGAUGACGAUGAUGUGGCAAAAUGAACUGUGUGCUCCGUGUCUGCUUCCAACGCAAAUGGGACUGGUCGACAUUCUUUUAGAUCAAAUCAAAGGGAUGGAGGAUAAUAUCGGAAGGCAGGCGGAUAAGAUGCAGUUGCGCAUCUCGCUGCACCGGAUGGAACUUCAGCGAAUCAGUUUUAUGACGUCGGAUUACAUGAGAUGCCGUCUGCAGAAAAUCGAAUCCAACCCGAACGACGCGAUUGAUCAGCACCAACGACGAACACAGGAGAAUCAGAGCGAGCUGCUGUCGGAAACCGAAUUGCAAUUCGCUAGAGAAUACGCGAACGCCGAAGCCGAACUUUUCGAGAAGACUGUUCUAGAAUUCAUGCCAGCCGCACUCAAAAAAGUGUCCGUCCCUCGACCCGACCAUCAGGACGAUAUGGUGUACGCAAAAGUGCUCGGCGAGGACAUUGGCAACGUGGCGAUCCCGGAUUGGCAGGAUUUGAACGCGGAAAUGGUUUUGGAGAUGGAGAAGUCGUCGUGCCAUCUGAUUCCGUUCCAAUCGGUGAAGCACUAUGUCGAGGAGGGAACUGUUCAGUUGCUGUGA